CAGACACGGUGGCUGAUCUGCGGAGCAACUCCUUCCUAUUUGGGAUUGAAUAUAUACCCAUUAUCCUCUGAAUUCUCUCUGCUUAUUCGCUCAUAACGAAUUCUAUCGAAUAUUCUAGAGUAUGUCGCGAGAAGAGUGUGCUCCAGCCUUGCCUCCUCUUAAGCCACGCCCUGAAUACGUACAGCAAAGCGAAGAGAAGGACGUUGAGCCGUUCAGUGUGAGACGAAUUCGAUCGUCUGCCGCGUGCACCGAGUGUCGCAGGCGGCGAAUAAAGUGCAACGGUUAUACGCCAUGCGAACAGUGUACCCUUAAUAACCGUGAAUGUGUCAUUAAUCUGCUACAUGACAAGCGUAAGAAGAUAUAUCUCAGGGAAUUGGAGCAAGAGCUUCAAUAUCACCGCACAUUUUUCCAUCAACUGUAUCAAGUUAUCUGUGAGUGUGAUGAUGCAGAUGUAAACCAGCUUGUCAGCCUGAUCCGAGAUGGAGGAACAAAAGAGGAUAUCAAAAAUACUAUCGAAGGGUAUCUACAACACGAUAUCCAACGUCCUAUAUGUGGGGAAUCUAGUGGAAAGGACGAAUGAGGCUCUACUUGCAGUACUUUUAUGGAGCUGCUUUUCCACAUCUGAUUUGGACACAUCGAUGGAUGUUGGCUGUUACAUGUCUGCUUUUAGUGCCG
Aspergillus caelatus is the source of this 675-nucleotide messenger RNA. RefSeq names its product Zn(II)2Cys6 transcription factor domain-containing protein. Lineage: Eukaryota; Fungi; Ascomycota; Eurotiomycetes; Eurotiales; Aspergillaceae. The transcript is spliced from 2 exons. The record is from RefSeq and is a predicted model, not a curated record. Bases 122 to 580 code for a protein of 152 amino acids. Gene Ontology annotation, molecular function: DNA-binding transcription factor activity, RNA polymerase II-specific; zinc ion binding. Gene Ontology annotation, biological process: regulation of DNA-templated transcription.